Molecule: messenger RNA, 1677 nt
Organism: Lathyrus sativus (Indian pea)
Lineage: Eukaryota; Viridiplantae; Streptophyta; Magnoliopsida; Fabales; Fabaceae
Source: the annotation of a GenBank genome assembly
AUGUCGCUCAAAAGGGGUCCCGAUGAUAACAAGAGUUCAGAUGAUAAGCGUAGAAAGCCUCCUCCUUUUUGUAGUGUGGUGCGGGAGGUGAUGAAGUUACAAUCAGUUAGGAAUUUGAUGGAGCCGAUUCUAGAGCCCUUGGUUCGUCGAGUGGUUAAGGAGGAAGUUGAAUUGGCAAUAAAGAAACAUUUGAACAACUUGAAACAAACCUGUGGAAAGGAGUUGAAUACUCAAGAAUCAAGAACUUUGCAGCUGCAGUUUGAAAACAGCAUUUCUCUCCCUGUCUUUACAGGAGCUCGAAUUGAAGGAGAGGACGGAUCGAACUUAAGGAUACGUUUAGUUGAUUCCUUAACAGGGAAGGUUGUUUGUACAGGACCUGAAUCGUCAGCUAAGGUGGAAAUUGUAGUCCUUGAAGGUGAUUUUGAAGAAGAAAGUGACAUUUGGAUGCCGGAAGAUUUCAAGAACAAUAUUGUGAGAGAGAGGGAGGGAAAAAAACCGCUCCUUACAGGAGAAGUGAUUUUAUAUCUUAAAGACGGGAUUUGUAUGAUGGGUGAAAUUUCAUAUACAGAUAAUUCAAGCUGGACAAGGAGCCGUCGGUUCAGGCUUGGUGCAAGAGUAGUGGACAACUUUGAGGGUAUUAGAAUAAGAGAAGCAAAGACAGAUUCGUUUAUUGUCAGGGAUCACAGAGGAGAAUUGUACAAGAAACACCACCCACCAAGUCUUUCGGAUGAAAUUUGGAGAUUGGAAAAGAUAGGCAAAGACGGAGCUUUCCACAGACGUUUGAGUCGUGAAAAGAUCCGUACCGUUAAUGAUUUUCUCACACUACUCAAUCUUGACCCAACAAAGUUGCGAGCGAUAUUGGGCACUGGGAUGUCGGCAAAGAUGUGGGAAAUAACUGUAGAGCAUGCUCGAACCUGCGUCCUUGAUACAACAAGGCAUGUGUCAUCCGCCUCAAAUUCUCAACAACCUCGUGUAGUCUUCAAUGCCGUGGGACAAGUCACAGGACUGCUCUCUGAAUGCGAAUAUAUAGCUGUAGAUAAGCUGUCUGAAACUGAAAAGGCUGAUGCUCAAAUAUCGGUUCUUUCUGCACUUAGCCAAGGCGAUUAUACCUCUUUCGAAGAUGAAGCCUCCUUAAUGGAUGGUUAUUCACACUUAACUAAUGCACAUUACUCUCCGAGAACUGAGGGAUCAAGUGCCGACAAGCUUAUGGCUUCUCAAAAGAUUGCAGGAUUCAAUUACACACAAGAAAGCGCGUCUUCUACUGAUAUCAUGCCAUCCAUUUAUUCCGUAGGUGGAAGUAGUGGCUUGGACGACUAUGGUUUGCCAAAUUUCGACAGCAUCGGCCUUAGAUACGAUCAAAAUCUUGGUUUUCCGCUCCAAGUACCCAACUCUUUGAUCUGCGACACGGAUUCAAUUGUCCAUGCUUUCACUGAUGAAGAUCAUCUACAAUUUUUUGAGGCUGAUCUUCAAUCUCAGUGUCAAAUUGAAGCAGACUUGCAGAGUGCUGUUGAUAGCUUCAUGCUGGCACCUUCUACAUCUAUGUCUAACGGAAAAGCUCGGAGACGAUGGAGAAAGGUAGUCAACGUUCUAAAAUGGUUCAUGGUGAGGAAACGACGAAACCAAUUAUACAGCUUGCCAGAGGUUAAAGAGCUGUUUGGCUUCUCUUUUGUUAUCUAA